UCGGCUGCCUUGGCGGCUCCUGGUAAUUGGACACUCAAAUUGGGUGGAAAAUUCGUCGCUUUUGCGACACGGUCCUGAUACCUGGUGCUGCCGGCCCUAUAUAAACCCCCACCGCCGUGGUCGGACAGGCAUUCCUCGUCUGACACUGACACCAACCUGACGACACCAUGUGGCUCCUGCGGCCAGCACUGUGGCUGCUCCUGGCGGCGUGCACCGUCGCCGCUCCCCUCCCCGCCGGGCCGGCCGCUGCCGCGAUCGUCCCCUCCGCCAACGUGACCAGGAAGGACCAGGACUCGUCGGCGACCGCCUCCGGCUACAUCUACCGGAAGGACGGCAACAAGCCGGCGCUGUUCUUGAAGCUGGGCGCUGGCCAGGGCUUGGGCCAGGGUCAGGAGUCCGACGCCAUCGUGUUCGACGCGCCGCAGUACCAGCUGCAGCACCAGCAGCAACGGCUGCAAAAGCAACAGCAGCAACAGCGACCCCAGAAGCCUCUCUACUCCGGUAGGUUGGGCCUCGACGGCCACCUGGACAAUGUGGAACACUCGUUCGGAUCCAGUGCAGUUGCAGGCCUGGGCUCCAGCUCCGGCUCCAGCUCCGGUUCCAGCUCCGGCUCCAGCUCCGGCAACGAGUUUGUCGUUGGAGGAACUUUGGGAGUUGGUGGUCACGAGACAGGUCACCAGGACAGCCCCAACUUCGGACCGGAUCAUCUUGAUCUCCCCGGUGGCCAUGGAGGACACGGCGCCGAGGAGAGUGGCGGGGGCCUGGGCGGAGGCCUGGGUGGGGGCCUGGGUGGAGGGCUAGACGAGCACCUCAGUGACGGCCCAUCCGGCUUUCCUCAUGGCCCCAUCCACGGCCUGGGCGAUGCGGCCGAGGACUACAUAAGCAGCGUCCCCGCCGCACUCAAGUCGGCGCGCGACGUCCACCUCGGCCCGAAGGGCCACAAACACCGCGCACAACUCCACGCCCGUGCAGACGAGGACUACGGCGCUGCCUUCCAGACGGAGGACUUCACAGCACUUAAGGCCAUCGGCGAGGAGUACAGCCCGUCGGCGUUCAAGGUGGACGCCGGCGAUCACGAGGACCUCGUUGAGCAGGUCGGGCACAGCGUGGGAGGGCAUGGUGGCGGUGCCCACGGCGGUGGCGGCCACAGCGCUCCCCUCAAGUCCCACGAUGACUACCACCACGGCUACGGCGGCGGCCACGGCGGCGGCGGCCACGGCGGCGGUGGCCACGGCGGCGGCGGCGGGGGUGGCGGCGGAGGUGGCAAAAGCUUCUCCGCGGGCGGUGGCUCCAAGCACUCGGGCGACAAGUAUUCGUCUCACGGCAGCAAGGCAAGCAAGGGGCACAAGUCCACCAAAUCGUACGGCGGCGGCGAGGCGGGGGCGCACGGCAGCGACGCGCACAAGGGCACCUUCGCCAAGGCGAGCGGCGCCAAGAAGGUGCACCAGGACGAGGCCAGCAAGUACGGCGACCACCACACGAGCAGCAAGGGCGGCGGAGGCGCCAAGCACGGCGAGAAGGGCCACGGCAAGAAGGGGCACAAGUCCACCGGCUACCACAACGUGUACAACAAGGAUGAGUUCAAGAAGGACACGUCGUUCUACGACUCCAACUCCAAGGGUGGUCAGCACCACAAGGGCGGCGACUACGCGGCUACUCACGGCGGAAAGAGCGGCGCCAACAAGAAGGGCGGCCACCACGGCUCCGCCUAUGACGAGGGCCACAAGGGCAAGAAGUCCCACGUGGACAAGGGCAAGGAGAGCGACGAUCACAAGGCCAAUAAGGGCUCUGCUAGUUCCGAGGCCAAGUACGGCCACAAGGAGGACUAUGGAAAGAAGGACGGAGCUUCGUCCGGGAAGAAAUACGCCCACAAGUCUGGUGGAGGCGGCGGCCACGGCGGUGGCGGCGGUGGUGGCUACGGUGGUCACCACUGACGGGGUGCUCAGGACCAGGUCCUUCACUGGUGAGACGGGAGUGGAAAUGGUAGUCAGAGUGGCGCGUUCGCACUGUGCCUCGCCAGCGUUGUCGUCUGUGAUAGUGAGUGUUGAGUGUUGAUUGCUCAGUAGUGCAGUAACGUCCGUUUUUGAUGGGUUGAUUGUCGUUGUUGUUUGUGGUUGUUUUUGCUUUUUUCAGGCUUGGAUCAAAACUUAUUGUUGUUUAUAUACCCUAAGUAUCUGUAUUGUUAUAUAUGCCAAGUUUUUAUUGUUGUUGAAUAUUAUUUAUGUUAAACAUUUAAGUACUCUAAGAUGCUGAUCAUAUAAUGUGUUGGGACUAGUCCUCAUUAAAAAUUGUUACUACAUAAAUAGAAAUUUUUCUUUAUUUGAGAUGGCACAGUUGAUUAAUAUAUAGACCAAGUAUAUAUAUAAAAUGGAUGCAUACAGACAUAAUUAGCUGCUGUGGCUACUGAGUUUAAAGUGAAUUUAUAAUCCACUCCAAGAACCUGAAAGGAGUUUAUUUUUAUUUUUUUU
Frankliniella occidentalis (western flower thrips) is the source of this 2468-nucleotide messenger RNA. RefSeq lists its product as uncharacterized. NCBI's taxonomy places the organism in Eukaryota, Metazoa, Arthropoda, Insecta, Thysanoptera, Thripidae. Bases 168 to 1934 code for a protein of 588 amino acids. The transcript has a single exon. The record is from RefSeq and is a predicted model, not a curated record.